GUGUGUGCGGGCUCCCCCCGAACACGCCUGGCGCCCGGCACUUUCUGCCUUUCUUUCUUCCUUUUUUUUUUUUUUUUUGUGGGAGAGUUUCUUCGAGUUGUGUUUGAAGCUGGCGUAAGCGGAAGGCUGGUCAUGUGCUCGGCGGGUGCCCGUGGCAGCAGCUGAUGACGGCUGAUCUUUAACCCAGUGGCAGCCGAAAGCCUUGGAAGCGCCGUCAUGUCGGGGUCUACGCAGCCUGUGGCGCAGACGUGGCGAGCCGCUGAGGCCCGGUACCCACCCCAUGGCAUUCCCUACCCUGUGCAGCUCGCCCGGCCCCACACGGAUGUCGGGCUGCUGGAGUACCAGCACCACCCCCGGGACUACGCCGCCCACCUGUCACCUGGCUCCAUCCUCCCGCCCCAGCGCAGGAGGCCCUCCCUGCUGUCGGAGUUCCAGCCUGGGGGUGAGAGGUCCCAGGAGCUGCACCUGCGCCCUGAUGCCCACUCGUACCUGCCCGAGCUGGGCAAGCCGGAGCUGGAGUUCAUCGAGAGCAAGCGCCCGCGCCUUGAGCUGGCCCCUGAGACCCUGGCCCGGCCCUCGGCUCUGCUGGCCACAGGCCAGCCCGGCGGCCCCGAGGACCCCGUCAAGGAGCGCAGCCUGACGGGCAAACUGGAGCCGGUGUCCCCGCCCAGCCCCCCGCAUGCUGACCCCGAGCUGGAGCUGGUCCCUCCCCGGCUCUCCAAGGAGGAGCUGAUCCAAAACAUGGACCGAGUGGACCGAGAGAUCACCAUGGUGGAACAGCAGAUCUCCAAGCUGAAGAAGAAGCAGCAACAGCUGGAGGAGGAGGCCGCCAAGCCGCCUGAGCCGGAGCAGCCUGUGUCGCCACCACCCAUCGAGUCCAAGCACCGCAGCCUGGUGCAGAUCAUCUACGACGAGAACCGGAAGAAGGCAGAAGCCGCCCAUCGGAUCCUGGAGGGCCUGGGGCCCCAGGUGGAGCUGCCACUGUACAACCAGCCCUCGGACACCCGGCAGUACCAUGAGAACAUCAAAAUAAACCAGGCAAUGCGGAAAAAGCUGAUCCUGUACUUCAAGAGGAGGAACCACGCUCGGAAACAAUGGGAGCAGAAGUUCUGCCAGCGCUAUGACCAGCUCAUGGAGGCCUGGGAGAAGAAGGUAGAGCGCAUCGAGAACAACCCUCGGCGGCGCGCCAAGGAGAGCAAGGUGCGCGAGUACUACGAGAAGCAGUUCCCCGAGAUACGCAAGCAGCGGGAGCUGCAGGAGCGCAUGCAGAGCAGGGUGGGCCAGCGCGGCGGCGGGCUUUCCAUGGCGGCGGCCCGGAGUGAGCAUGAGGUGUCAGAAAUCAUCGACGGUCUGUCUGAGCAGGAGAACCUGGAGAAGCAGAUGCGGCAGCUGGCCGUGGUCCCGCCCAUGCUGUACGACGCCGACCAGCAGCGCAUCAAGUUCAUCAACAUGAACGGGCUCAUGGGCGACCCCAUGAAGGUGUACAAGGACCGGCAGGUGAUGAACAUGUGGAGCGAACAGGAGAAGGAGACCUUCCGCGAGAAGUUCAUGCAGCACCCCAAGAACUUCGGCCUGAUCGCCUCAUUCCUGGAGCGGAAGACGGUGGCCGAGUGUGUCCUCUAUUACUACCUGACCAAGAAGAACGAGAACUACAAGAGCCUGGUGAGGCGGAGCUACCGGCGCCGGGGCAAAAGCCAGCCCCUGCUUCGGGUCCCUCCCUGUCCACUCCCUAGGGAGAAGGCCGACGAUACCUCGGGUGAGGACAAUGACGAGAAAGAGGCCGUGGCUUCUAAAGGCCGCAAGACUGCCAACAGCCAGGGGAGACGCAAAGGCCGCAUCACCCGCUCGAUGGCCAAUGAGGCUAGCAGUGAGGAGGCCGUCACCCCCCUGCAGAACGCCGAGCCGGUCCCCAUGGAGCUGAACGAGAGUUCCCGCUGGACCGAGGAGGAGAUGGAGACGGCCAAGAAAGGUCUCCUGGAGCACGGGCGGAACUGGUCGGCUAUCGCCCGCAUGGUGGGCUCCAAGACCGUGUCCCAGUGUAAGAACUUCUACUUCAACUACAAGAAGAGGCAGAACCUGGACGACAUCCUGCAGCAGCACAAGCUGAAGAUGGAGAAGGAGCGCAAUGCCCGAAGGAAGAAGAAGAAGACCCCGGCGGCUGCCAGCGAGGAGGCGGCCUUUCCGCCUGUGGGGGAGGACGAGGAGGUGGAGGCGUCAGGCGUGAGCGGCAACGAGGAGGACAUGGCUGAGGAGGCCGAGGCCGUACACGCCUCUGGGAGUGAGGCGCCCAGAGGGGAGUGCAGCGCCCCAGUUGCCGUCAACAACAGCUCCGACACCGAGAGCAUCCCCUCACCCCGGACCGAGGCGGCCAAGCCGCCUGGACCGGAGGGGCCGACCCCAGCACCACCCACCCCGCCACCUGAGGAGGCUCCGGCCCCUCCUGAGCCUGCCCUGGCCCCCGAGGCCGCGGGCCCACCCCCACCCCCACCGGCGCCUGCUGCCCCUGUGAUUCCCAAGGAGGAGGAGGAGGAGGAGGCCGCAGCCCCCAGCUUGGGCGAGGAGGGGGACGAGCAGAAGCCCACCGUGGUGGGGGAGCUGGUGGUGGACGUGGGCGAGUCGGAGGCCCCCAAGGAGGAGCCGGCCGGGGCCAAGGAGGAGGCUGAAGAGGACGGGACCGGCAGGGCCAAGGAUGUGGAAGGGGGCGCCGGGGCCACCGCUGAGGGGGCUGUGAAGACCGAGAAGAAGGAGGGCGGGACGACUGGCAGCAAGGGCACGGGUGCCCCCCAAGACAGUGACUCCAGUGCCACGUGCAGCGCCGACGAGGUGGAUGAGGCCGAGGGGGGAGACAAGAACAGGCUGCUGUCCCCGAGGCCCAGCCUGCUCAGCCCUGCCGGGGACACCAGGGCUCACACCUCGGCCCAGAAGCCGCUGGACCUGAAGCAGCUAAAGCAGCGGGCAGCUGCCAUCCCUCCCAUACAGGUCACCAAAGCCCACGAGCCCACCCGGGAGGACGCAGCUCCUGCAAAGCCAGGUCCCCCUGCCCGGCAGCCCACCCCGCACCUGCAGCCAGACAGCGAUGCUUCCCAGCCACCUGGCAGCAGCCCUCAGGGCAAGAGCAGGAGCCCCACAGCACCACCUACGGAGAAGGAGGCAGAAAAGCCCGUGUUCUUCCCAAACUUCGCGGCCGAGGGCCAGAAGCUGCCCCUAGAGCCCUCCUGCUGGGCACCGGGUCUGCCCUUCCCCGUGCCCUCCCGAGAGGUGAUCAAGGUGUCCCCUCAUGCCCCGGAUCCCUCGGCCUUCUCCUAUGCCCCGCCUGGUCACCCGCUGCCCCUGGGCCUCCAUGACAGCGCCAGGCCCGUGCUGCCUCGCCCACCCACCAUCUCCAACCCGCCCCCCCUCAUCUCCUCCACCAAGCACCCCAGCCUCCUCGAGAGGCCCCUGGGGGCCGUUUCCCAGGGCAUGUCGGUUCAGCUCCACGUCCCCUACUCUGAGCACGCCAAGGCACCCGUGGGACCCGUCACCAUGGGCCUGCCCCUGACCAUGGACCCCAAGAAGCUGGUGCCCUUCAGUGGCGUGAAGCAGGAACAGCUGUCCCCACGGGGCCAGGCCGGGCCACCCGAGAGCCUUGGGGUGCCCACGGCCCAGGAGACGUCUGUGCUGCGAGGCACAUCUCUGGGCUCGGCUCCGGGCAGCAGCAUCAACAAGGCACUGCUCAGCACGCGGGCGCCGGUGGACAGCCCCGUCAGUUACCGGGGCUCCAUCACUCACGGCACACCGGCCGACGUCCUGUACAAGGGGACCAUCACCAGGGUCGUCGGCGAGGACAGCCCUAGCCGCCUGGACCGGAGCCGGGAGGAUGGGCUGCCCAAGGGCCACGUCAUCUACGAGGGCAAGAAGGGCCACGUGUUGUCCUAUGAGGGGGGCAUGUCUGUGUCCCAGUGCCCACAAGAGGACAGCCGGGGCAGCUCUGGGCCCGCCCACGAGAUGGCCGCCCCUAAACGCACCUACGACAUGAUGGAGGGGCGGACCAGUCGCGCCAUCUCCGCCACUGGCAUCGAAGGUCUCAUGGGACGUGCCAUCCCGCCGGAGCGCCACAGCCCCCACCACCUCAAAGAGCAGCACCACAUCCGCGGCUCCAUCACGCAAGGCAUCCCUCGCUCCUGCGUGGAGGCCCAGGAGGACUACCUGCGGCGCGAGGCCAAGCUGCUGAAGCGCGAGGGCACGCCGCCCCCACCCCCGAGAGACCUGCCCGAGGCCUACAAGGCUCGGGCCCUGGACACCCUGGGCCCGCUGAAGCUGAAGGCCGCCCAUGAGGGGCUGGUGGCCACCGUGAAGGAGGCGGGCCGGUCCAUCCACGAGAUCCCCCGGGAGGAGCUGCGGCACACGCCCGAGCUGCCCCUGGCACCCAGGACCCUCAAGGAGGGCUCCAUCACCCAGGGCACCCCGCUCAAGUACGACAGUGGCGGCGCCCCCGCACCCAGCUCCAAGAAACACGACGUGCGCUCCCUCCUGGGCAGCCCGGGGCGGCCCUUCCCACCUGCGCCCCCGCUGGACGUGAUGGUAGACGCCCGGGCCCUGGAGCGUGCCUGCUAUGAAGAGAGCCUGAAGGGCCGCACUGGGGCCAGUGCGGGUGGCUCUGUCCCCCGGGGCACCCCGGUCAUCCUGCCAGAGUUGGGCAAGCCCGGACGGAGCCCCCUGGCCUACGAGGACCAUGGCGGGUCCUUCUCCGGCCACCUGCCCCGGGGCUCGCCUGUGACCACGCGGGAGCCCACGCCACGCCUGCAGGAGGGUAGCCUCUCAUCCAGCAAGGCGAGCCAGGAUCGGAAGCUGACGUCCACACCGCGGGAGGUCGCCAAGUCCCCGCACAGCACCCUGCCAGAGCACCACCCCCACCCCCUGUCCCCCUACGAGCACCUGCUCCGGGGUGUGAGUGGCGUGGACCUCUAUCGUGGCCACAUCCCGCUGGCCUUCGACCCCACCGCCAUACCCCGUGGUCUCCCCCUGGACGCAGCUGCCGCCUACUACCUGCCCCGGCACCUGGCCCCCAACCCCACCUACCCGCACCUCUACCCCCCGUACCUCAUCCGUGGCUACCCGGACACAGCAGCCCUGGAGAACCGGCAGACCAUCAUCAACGACUACAUCACCUCCCAGCAGAUGCACCACAACACAGCCGCCUCCGCCAUGGCCCAGCGCGCCGACAUGCUGCGCGGCCUCUCGCCCCGCGAGUCCUCGCUAGCACUCAGCUACGCCGCCGGCCCGAGAGGCAUCAUCGACCUGUCCCAAGUGCCACACCUGCCUGUGCUGGUGCCGCCAGCCCCGGGCACACCCGCCACUGCCAUGGACCGCCUGGCCUACCUCCCGCCCGCGCCCCAGACCUUCAGCCGGCACAGCAGCUCCCCGCUGUCCCCAGGGGGUCCCACCCACUUGUCCAAGCCGGCCGUGACGUCCUCGUCGGAGCGGGAGCGAGAACAGUCCAUCCUUGGGGCCACCCCGACAGUGGAGCACGCGCCCAUCUGGAGACCUGGGACUGAGCAGAGCAGUGGGGGCAGCAGCAGCCGCCCUGCCUCCCACCCCCACGGCCACCAGCACUCGCCCAUCUCCCCGCGGACCCAGGACGCCAUCCAGCAGCGGCCCAGCGUGCUGCACAACACGGGCAUGAAGGGCGUUGUCACCGCCUUGGAGCCCGGCACGCCCACGGUCUUGAGGUCCACCUCCACGUCCUCACCAGUCCGCCCAACCGCCACUUUCCCACCCAGCGCACACUGCCCGCUGAGCAGCAGCCUCGACAGCGUCUACCCCACGCUUGGGGAGCCCACCCUCCUGGCCAAGGAGACUCCGCGCACUUCCCGGCCCGACAGGCCUCGCACAGACGCCGGCCACACCUUCCUCGCCAAACCCCCGGCCCGCGCUGCCCUCGAGCCCGCCUCCUCCCCCAGCAAGGGCUCCGAGGCCCGGCCCCUGGCUCCCCCUGGCCCCAGCCACGCGGCCAUCGCCCGCACGCCGGCCAAGAGCCUCGGCGCUCACCAUGCCAGCCUGGAGCAGCCGGCGCUGCCCGCCACGGCCGCGGACCCAGCCCGGGAAAAGACUCAAAGUAAACCCUUUUCCAUCCAGGAGCUGGAGCUCCGUUCUCUGGGUUACCAUGGCAGCGGCUGCAGCCCUGGGGGGGUCGAGCCUGUUAGCCCUGGGAGCCCCCCGGGCCUGGCUCAGGACAAGGGGCUCCCCAAACACCUCGAGGGGGCUGACAAGAGCCACAUGGAUGGGGAUGUGCGGCACAAGCAGCCAGGCCCCGGGAAGCUCAGCAGCGAGGCGGCUCACCUCCCUCACCUGCGGCCGCUGCCAGAGAGCCAGCCCUCACCCAGCCCACUGCUCCAGGCCGCCCCGGGGGUCAAAGGCCACCAACGAGUGGUCACCCUGGCCCAGCACAUCAGUGAGGUCAUCACGCAGGACUACACACGACAUCACCCCCAGCAGCUCAGCACCCCACUCUCUGCUCCCCUCUACUCCUUCCCCGGAGCCAGCUGCCCUGUCCUUGACCUCCGCCGAGCCCCCAGCGACCUCUACCUCCCACCCCCCGACCAUGGUGCCCCUGCUCGGGGCUCCCCGCACAGCGAGGGGGGCAAGAGGUCUCCAGAGCCCAGCAAGACCUUGGUCCUGGGCAGCAGUGAAGAUGGAAUUGAGCCUGUGUCCCCACCGGAGGGCAUGGCUGAGCCUGGGCAUCCCCGGGGAGCCGUGUACCCGCUGCUGUACCGUGACGGCGAGCAGGCAGAGCCCAGAAUGGGCUCUAAGUCUCCGGGCCACACCAGCCAGCCGCCAGCCUUCUUCAGCAAGCUGACUGAGAGCACCUCUGCCAUGGUCCGCUCAAAGAACCAGGAGAUCAGCAAGAAGCUCAGCAGCCACAGCCGGAGUGAGGCCGAUUACAGCAUCAGCCAGCCAGGCACGGAAAUCUUCAACAUGCCAGCCAUCAGCGGAUCAGGCCUAGUGACUUGCAGGAGCCAGGCUGGACAGGAGCCAACCAGCACCAACCUGGGCCUGGAGGCCAUCAUCCGGAAGGCUCUCAUGGGUAAAUAUGAGCAGUGGGACGACCACCCGCCGCUCGGCGCCAGUGCUUUUAACCCUCUGACUGCCAGUGCCAGCCUGCCCGCCGUGCUCCCCAUAACCACUGCUGACGGACGGAGCGACCACCCCCUCGCCUCGCCAGGGGGCGGCGGGAAGAACAAGGUGUCGGGCAGACCCAGCAGUCGGAAAGCCAAGUCCCCCGCCCCAGGCCUGGCUUCUGGAGAGCGACCACCCUCCGUGUCCUCGGUGCACUCCGAGGGGGACUGUAACCGCCGGACCCCGCUGACCAACCGAGUGUGGGAAGACCGGCCCUCGUCCGCAGGCUCCACGCCCUUCCCCUACAACCCCCUGAUCAUGCGGCUGCAGGCGGGUGUCAUGGCCUCGCCCCCGCCGCCUGGCCUCCCAGCGGGCAGCGGGCCCCUGGCUGGCCCCCACCACGCCUGGGACGAGGAGCCGAAGCCGCUGCUGUGCUCGCAGUACGAGACGCUGUCGGACAGCGAGUGAGCGGCACCUCCCACUGCCGGCCCGCGCCCGGCUCAAGCCUUAACUCGGACUCCCGCCCGGGCCGGCCCUGUGCAGACCUACUCAGGGGUGUUGCUCACCUGGUGCUCGGGAGGGAGGGCCCGCGGCGGCCACGGACCCGGAGCAGGACGACCACGCACCUCCCCGGCCACUGCCUUCCCCCCACGCAUUUGGAACCAAAGUCUAAACAGCUAGCAGCCCCCGUCCCUCCCGCUUAGUGCUCUGGACAGAUGGACACAGCCCUGUCCAGCCCCGAGACCGCUGGGCGCUGAGGCGCACUGGGGCAGCGGGCGCGCCGAGCACUGGGGCCGGCAGGCAGGUGGACACGAGGUCUUGGUUUACAGGGUAUAUUUUUGAUACCUUCAGGGGAUGAAUUCAGAUGUUUUACGCGAGCAAGGACUGACCCAGUAUUAACGCCGCUGUGCUCUGCAUCCGCUGACCAUCGGGCGCUGCCCACGACGCAGGAUGGAGGGCGGGGCUCCAGCCACAGGCCCACCCGCCCCUCCCCCUCGGGCAGAAAACCUGGCGCAAGUUCCGUCAUUUACACACGUUCUGAUUAAAAGCGAGUAAUACCGGA
Echinops telfairi (small Madagascar hedgehog) is the source of this 8158-nucleotide messenger RNA. RefSeq names its product nuclear receptor corepressor 2 (gene NCOR2). Gene Ontology annotation, biological process: negative regulation of transcription by RNA polymerase II. Lineage: Eukaryota; Metazoa; Chordata; Mammalia; Afrosoricida; Tenrecidae. Gene Ontology annotation, molecular function: transcription corepressor activity. The transcript is spliced from 47 exons. Bases 217 to 7563 code for a protein of 2448 amino acids. The record is from RefSeq and is a predicted model, not a curated record.